AUGCCGUCGUUGGCACUCAGUCCUUCGUCAAUGAUGAUUGGGUCUCUGGCACAGAUGGACGACUUUUUGCAUUGGUCUGAUCUAUUCGAUCUGGGCCCGGAUCCGUUACAGCUCACACCACAUCCAUUUCUCGAAUCUGUGGAUGGCUUUGAUUUUGCAAUGGCUUCAACAUUUGCACAGACGAAUACACUAGAGCAUAAUAACUCGAGCCGGAUAAUGACGCCCCAGCAAUCGCCACUUGAUACCGGCUCGCUCUCAGUAGAUGUCAUGCCAGACGCUCCAUUCCUGCUCAAACAUUUCCAAGACAACGUGAUUGCACAAAUGAUGGCAAUGCCGCUUGGCGAAAAGUCUCCAUGGAAGAUCCUCAAUGUGCCCGCUGCGGUGCUAGCUUACAGUGAUUUGACCUUCCUGGGAGCGCAGAACAUCAGUCAUGCCCGGUUGGCAAAUCUAUACUCCCUGCUCGCCUGUUCAGCGUAUCAUCUUGCGUCAAAUCCCGAUGUAAUUACCACAAAUUCGGCGGAAUAUUGGAGAAUGGUGACAGAACAGGCGAACAUACAAGCCAAGAAUCAUAUACAAAUGUCUUUAAAGCAUGAGAUUCAUCAGCCGAAAAAGGCCAAGUAUAAAGAUCAAUUGAUGGCUAUUUGUGGAAUGACAGGAUUUGCUAUACUUUGCGGGCAGCAAAAAGAUGCACGUUGCUAUAUGAUCGACGCAGAGCGCUUACUGCGCCUCCGGGGCCUUUCAAAGCCAAAAAUAUCCCAGAAAGCCCGUCUGCUACACCAUAUCUAUACCUGGCUUCGGAUUGUCGGCGAAAGCACCUAUGUACUUCACGACUACAACCCAUCGAGCUCAUUUAUUGAAUCAUUCAACCGUCAUUUUCGAACCGAUCAGAAUACUGUCUCGCAUCGCAAUCCGCGCCUUGACGAUUUUCUCCACCUACAGCCCCGACAAUCAGACAGUGACCUGGACAUCGACCAGCCGAAAGAUAAUGACGUUGCCUUGCACGAUAUCCACCUACAGGAUUCGCGACAAUUUCCAGGAACUCUGUACAACCAAAUCUAUGGUAUUCCGGAGACAUGGCUCAGUCUAGUCUCGCAAACGACGCGAAUGGCCAACGUACUAGACUCCCUACGAAUCGCUCGACGGACGCACAAGAACCUCAGCGCGGAAGCAUGGGACACCGUCCACCGCCGACGGAUCAGACUUGAGAACAUGAUCUGCUCAUUUGACCUCAACCUCGCGCGAGAUGAUUGCGACGGGAGCCCAAACAGCCAUAUGCUACGAGCCUUAAGCUCUGCAUUGGUCAUAUUCUUUCACCGACGCAUUUGCCAAGUACAUCCUGCUAUUCUGCAAGGUCAUGUAGAUAGUAUCAUUAUAUCAUUGGCAAAUUUUGAUAAUGCCUUGGAGCAGUGCCAGAACCCAGGGCCUGGAACGGCAUGGCCGGCGUUUAUAGCGGGGUGUGAAGCCAUCACGACUUCGAGACGGGAAGCGAUCAUGCGAUGGGUGGAAAAGGGCGGCGCGAAAUGCGGGUUUAUUGCAUUUACAAGGGCAAAAGAGGUCAUGCUGGAGACGUGGAAGAGGCAGGAUGAGCAUUUGGCAGCUCGUAGAGGAGAUGAUAUUCCGACAUGGGUGGAAGUAGCCAAGGAGUGGCAAUUAUGGCCGAUAUUCUGUUAA
This is a messenger RNA of Aspergillus chevalieri, 1671 nucleotides long. RefSeq lists its product as uncharacterized. The record is from RefSeq and is a predicted model, not a curated record. Bases 1 to 1671 code for a protein of 556 amino acids. Lineage: Eukaryota; Fungi; Ascomycota; Eurotiomycetes; Eurotiales; Aspergillaceae. The transcript is spliced from 2 exons.